Molecule: messenger RNA, 2467 nt
Organism: Pipistrellus kuhlii (Kuhl's pipistrelle)
Lineage: Eukaryota; Metazoa; Chordata; Mammalia; Chiroptera; Vespertilionidae
Gene: PLEKHN1
Product: pleckstrin homology domain containing N1
Exons: 14
Coding region: 87-2069 (660 amino acids)
Biological process (GO): response to hypoxia; positive regulation of apoptotic process; 3'-UTR-mediated mRNA destabilization
Cellular component (GO): cytoskeleton; mitochondrial membrane
Molecular function (GO): cardiolipin binding; phosphatidic acid binding; phosphatidylinositol phosphate binding
Source: RefSeq, a predicted model, not a curated record
CGCCCCAGGAGGUGGGGGCAAGAGGCUCAGGACUGAGGGACCCAGACCUGUCGCUCUGCUCACUAGGCCAGCCGCCACUGCUGCCCAUGGGGAACAGCCACUGCGUGCCCCAGGCUUCCAGGAGGCUCAGGGCCUCCUUCUCCAGAAAGCCCUCGCUGAAGGGCAGCAGAGAGGAUGGCACCAGGAAGCUAGCCGGCCUGUUUGGCUCCGAGGCCAGUCCGGACGACGGGGACACCGCGGCCGACAAGAUCUUCUGCUACAUCCCGGGGACGGACCUCCCAGGCCUGGAGAGCCAGCAAGAACACCUGGACCAGCCGUUCCUGAGCGUUUUCAAGAAGGGACGGCGCAGGGUGCCUGUGAGGAACCUGGGCAAGGUUGUGCACUAUGCCAAGGUCCAACUGAGAUUCCAGCAUAGCCAGGAUGUCAGCGACUGCUACCUGGAGCUGUUUCCUUCCCACCUCUACUUCCAGGCCCACGGUUCCGAGGGCUUCACUUUCCAGGGGCUGUUACCGCUGGUGGAGCUGAGCAUCUGCCCGAUGGAGGGCUCCAGAGAGCAUGCCUUCCAGAUCACAGGCCCACUGCCUGCCCCCCUGUUGGUGGUCUGCCCCAGCCAGGCUGAGCUGGGCCGCUGGCUCUACCAUCUGGAAAAGCAGAUGGCCCUUCUGAGAGGGCUGCAGUGCUGCCACUCAGCACCCCCGCAGGUCAGUUCCGCGUACCCCAACCCCCUUUCCCAGCCCCCCUGCCUGCCUGCCCUGACCCCUGUUUCCCAGGCGCCCCCUGAAGACCAGCUCCCCUGGAGUCUGCAGCACAGGCUGACCCAGCUGCGCACCGCAUGGGGUCGCCAAGCGGUGGGCAGUGCCAUCUGCGCCUCGAGGGUCAAGCUGCAGCAUCUGCCAUCACAGGAGCGAUGGGACCGGAUCCUGGUCCUGUAUUCGACUUCCCUGGCCAUUUUCUCAGAGGAAGCGGACGGGCUUUGCUUUAAGGGGGAGCUUCCACUCAGCGCCAUCCACAUCAACCUGGAAGAGAAGGAGAAGCAGAUCCGCUCCUUCCUGAUUGAAGGCCCCCUCAUCAAUACCAUCCGGGUGCUAUGCGCCAGCUACGAGGACUACAGCCACUGGCUGCUCUGCCUGCAGACCAUCUCCCACCGGGAGGGAGCGCCCCUGCUGCCCGGCCCAGAGGGCUUCCCGGGGCUGCGGGCGUCCCCCCAGGUCCUGGGCAGUGGCCGAGGCUCACUCUCCUCAGAUGGACAGACCAGCUGGGACUCGGGGUACCCAGCACCCCACUCUAACCGCACCAGCCGUUCCCUCCCCGAGUGCUCAGUUCCGUCCAGAGCUGGCUGCCCUGCCCAGCCUGUAUCUGACCAGGCCAACCCUGGCUGGACCAGCGUCAGUGGGCAGAAGGCAGAGCUAAGACGGGGCGGCAGCAGUCGGUCACCCAGGAGCAAGGCCCGGGGUGAGCGGCCUGGCCCAGCCACUCCGCUGCACCUGGACCUGACCAAGCUGACCAGGCCGAGCCUGGAGGGUGGCCCGGAGACCUCAGACCACUCCCUGGAGACACCUCAUUCCCCCCUCUACGCCGACCCCUACACACCACCUGCCACCUCCCACCACAAAGUCAGAGACGUCCGGGGCCUGGGUGAGUUCCUCGCUGCAGUGAAGAGCUCGCUUGGACCCGAACCCUCGAGCCCGUUCCCCUCCGUGCCCGUGUCUGUGCCUCUCUCCGGCCCCAGCUCUGGAGUCGCCGGCCCCCACUUGCUCUCCAGGAAGGGAGUGCUGCAGCCCCGGGCCUCUCAGCGGCACCGGGGCUCCAUCGGGGGCCGUGGGGCCCGGCCCCCAGACUCUCCUCAGCUCAUGGCGGACCCCCCAGGAGCUUUGACAAAAUCUGGGACCAGGCUCCAUCUCCCUCCCGCCAGCGGAGGCCCCGAGAAGCACCUGAGGCUGAGGGGGGACUCACGCAGUGGAUCUGAGCCGCUUCUCAGGCCCACCUGCCAAUGUCGACUCGGGGGGGGUUCUCCAGCAAGGCCUGGGCUUUCUUUGUGGGGCCUCCAGCCAACCACCUCCACCCGAUAGCCAGUCAGGGUCUGACCCCAAGGGGCGGAGGGGCAUCUCCAGAACCCUGAGCUUUGUAGGAUCUGGAGGGGCUAGGGGGACAGCUUCUCCCCAGGAUGCCCUGACUAGUGCCCUGAGCCACAGACGAGGGCACGAUGCCCAGAGGGGCUGAGCCUUGGCCCCCAGGGAAAGAGUGAGGGAGAGGCUUGAGGGGCUUCACCUGGGAGUGGGAGAAUGGAGCAGGGAUGAAGGUGAAGGUCAGAGGGCUGAGGAAGUUGGGUUAUGGAGAGUCAGAGUAUGUGAGGUCAGAGGUCAUGAGGAACCGAUGUCAGCAAGGUCAGAGGUAGGAGGUUGCCCAUGUGGGUGGGUGGCAUUGCUCAGGAGAAAGGGACAAACGACUAAAGAAGAAAGAAGAGAAG